Nematostella vectensis (starlet sea anemone) is the source of this 2345-nucleotide messenger RNA. RefSeq lists its product as uncharacterized. NCBI's taxonomy places the organism in Eukaryota, Metazoa, Cnidaria, Anthozoa, Actiniaria, Edwardsiidae. Bases 386 to 1222 code for a protein of 278 amino acids. Gene Ontology annotation, molecular function: metal ion binding. The transcript is spliced from 2 exons. The record is from RefSeq and is a predicted model, not a curated record.
GGGUUCUGGGGUAGACGCUUUUAAAGCGCGUCGCUUGGUUUGUUGGGGUAUUCCUGGACGUGCUUUCUACAGCCACCAUGUCUGGAAAACUUCUUUCUCUUGGAGUUUUGCUCUGUCUGUUUUUAUUUUCUUCGGUUUGUGAUUUAGAUAAAUUAUUUUAGCGCAAAGCGCUUCUAUUCUACAAAUAACAGUCAAUUUUAAAUAACUGUUCAAUAGAAUUCUACGUACUUCUAUGUUAAAACACCUGUUCUACUUCGCCAUUGGUCAAUAGUCGCUGCAAAGUCACGUGUGAGAGAGCGCGCGCGAAAGCAAGCAGGCAGUUUUUGCGUACGGAUUCGAGCAGGCCGGUCAACGACUCGUUGACCACAUCCGAAAAGCAUAAACAAUGGCAAAAGACGAGGAAUUCAACGACGAAAUACUACAAGAAGAACCAGAGCGAGAUGAAAAUAGGCUUCUUCGCCAGUUAUUGACAACUAUGAACGCCAAUAUGUGCGAAAUGAGCGGAUCGCUCAGAGCUCUCAAACGUGGCGCUAAUGGCGACCAUGAGGCAGACCCUGUGGCCGUCAAAAGCUGGCUUAAGAAGCUAAGUGAAGAACAGUUUAGGGACACAGCAGACAAAUACCUGCGUCCCAAUAACUGUAGCCAUGUUGUGGUCCCCAAAGUAAACGAAGAAAUCUGGGGAAAAUUAACACGACAAGUGAAAACAAAGGAUGUCAAAUUUUCCCGCCUUCAAACCAACAUAACCAAGGCUGGCCAUAUUGCAGUGAAAACUGCGGACUCCUUGCUUAAAUUGUCAGCCAAAGCUGACAAAGAGUUUCUCGCAGAGUUGGGAAACCUUUUAACUCUUUCGACGGAUGCUCUGACAAUUUUAGGGCAUGCCAGAUUUGAGCUGUCUCAGCUUCGACGAGAUGACAUAAGGCCUCACCUUAACAUGGAAUAUGGCGACCUGUGUGCAGCAAGUGUACCGGUGACAGAGUGGUUGUUUGGGGAUGAUUUACAAACCAAACUAACUCACAUUCGAGCUGCUAACAAAAUUGGAAAUACUGCCAGUGUUUCUACAUUCAACAGACCCAACAGCAGGUUUAACAACAGACCUAAUAACAGGAAUUUUUUAGCCCGAGCACCGCCGACUCAGGGUCGGCAGAACUGGCAGAACAACAAAGGCAAGUCGCCAUUCAUCCCACGCGCGAAACAGCGCACGGAUCAACAACAAAGGAAGUAGAUUCCGUAGAUGUUGUUUUACAGUUGGCUAAGAAAGAAGAACACCCUGUACUUACCAUCCAGUCCAGAGCUGAGACAUCCACUCCACAAGACCCUACAGUUGUUGGCUUGCCCCUUGUCAGGGAACUGCACACAAGUCAAGGCCUUUCAGCAUCAGCUUCCAAAGUUAUCCUCCAGGGAUGGAGGUCAGGAACACAGAAACAGUAUCACUCAUAUCUCAAACGGUGGAAUGUUUACUGUAGUCAACGGAAGAUUAAUCCACUUUCGACAUCUGUGAUUGAUGGACUGAACUUCCUGGGUGUCUUCUACGAGGAACAGCUUCAAUACAGUGCUAUCAAUACAGCUCGUUCAGCAUUAUCUUCAGUUAUAUUCCCGACUGGAAGUGGUACUAUUGGGACACACCCAUUGGUCACAAGAUUUGUCAGAGGAGUAUAUAAUGCACGCCCAACAUUCCCAAGAUAUCAGGAAAUAUGGGAUGUUGCUGUUGUUCUCAGUUACCUGAAGACCCUACACCCUCCAGACAAAUUAUCCCUUAUGGAACUGACAAUGAAGACUACAAUGUUAAUUGCCUUAUUGUCGGGCAAGCGUUGCCAAACUCUACAUGCAUUUGAUAUAUCCACAAUGGACUUGACAGAUAAACAUUGUAUAUUUUACAUACAGGAACUUUUGAAAUCCUCAAGGCCUUCCAAACACUUCAGACGCCUGGAACUUAAAGCGUAUGAGAAUGACAAGCGAUUAUGUGUUGUUACUAUCAUCAAAGAAUAUGUUGAAAGAACAAAGUUGUUGAGGGGCAACGACUCUAGCUUCCUUAUAAGCUUUUAAAAGCCCUAUCAGCCAAUUUCUACUGACACUAUCGGUCGAUGGCUUAAGAAAGUUCUUGCAAAGUCUGAUAUCAACAUCAAUAAGUACAGUGCCCACAGUACACGUUCUGCAUCAAUGCCAGCUGGGAAAACUGCAAACAUAUCCAUUAAUACCAUAGUGGAUGCCGCAGGAUGGUCUAAUGUAGGAACUUUAAGAACAUACUAUGACAAACCAAUAACCCAAGAGCCAGAUAAUUUUGGUGUUAACCUGCUACAUGCAAUGGACUCUGAUGUUUAAUGUGAUAAUAAAAAGCUUACUGAGAA